Messenger RNA from Trichophyton verrucosum HKI 0517, 222 nucleotides. RefSeq lists its product as uncharacterized. The transcript has 2 exons. The coding region runs from base 1 to 222 and encodes 73 amino acids. The record is from RefSeq and is a predicted model, not a curated record. NCBI's taxonomy places the organism in Eukaryota, Fungi, Ascomycota, Eurotiomycetes, Onygenales, Arthrodermataceae.
AUGGGUCUCAAGGACAAGAUUGAAGAAAUCAUGGAGUUCCGCCGUCUGGAAAACAGAUAUGCUCGCCGCAAGAACCGACACACUCUUACCUAUGGUGCCCAGUAUGUCGACGGAGAAUACAUCUACGGCCCCGGCAGCCCAGCUGUCUCUCCAUCCCCAUCAGCCACCACUGUGCGGAAGCAGUCCACCGGCGGCAAGUCCUCCAAGUGGGGAGGAAAGUAA